Messenger RNA from Amaranthus tricolor (Joseph's coat), 1203 nucleotides. RefSeq names its product heme-binding-like protein At3g10130, chloroplastic. Lineage: Eukaryota; Viridiplantae; Streptophyta; Magnoliopsida; Caryophyllales; Amaranthaceae. The transcript is spliced from 8 exons. The coding region runs from base 80 to 922 and encodes 280 amino acids. The record is from RefSeq and is a predicted model, not a curated record.
UUAUAAAUCUACUCCGCACCACAAACGGCUUAAUCGACUGUUUCUCCGUAUUCUCGCGCUUUCUUUCUCUGAAGAAGAAAUGCAGACAGCAACAAUGCCGACGUCUGUGGUGACUGGUACACUUAAUCGCUCGACACUUCGUUCUUCUUCCAAAUCUCAGCCGCGCCAAACAAUAUCACCUUUCGAAACUCGCAUAUCUCUCCUCUUCGCUCUCGCUUCUCAAUCCGCUUCUCUCUCUCAACGAGUCAUGGCCGAUUUAGUUGCUGAAACUACUAAAUACGUUGUUCCAAAGAGAUUUGAGAGUCGAAAUCUCGAAGAAGCUCUAAUGGCUGUUCCGGACCUCGAGACAGUGGAUUUUAAGGUGCUGAGUAAGAAGGACCAGUACGAGAUCCGAGAAGUGGAGCCUCAUUUUAUAGCAGAGACAACCAUGCCUGGGAGGGAAGGCUUUGAUUUCUUUGGAGCUUCUCAGUCCUUCAAUGUGUUAGCUGAGUAUUUGUUUGGUAAGAAUUUUCCGAAUGAGAAGAUGGACAUGACAACUCCUGUUAUCACUCGCCGGGCAUCUGAGGGAGAAAGAAUGGAAAUGACAACCCCUGUAUAUACAAAGAGGGUGGGAGAUCAAGAACAAUGGAAGAUGUCUUUUGUCAUGCCUUCAAAAUAUGGUUCCAAUUUGCCAGCACCAAAGGACUCAGCAGUGAGGAUCACUGAGGUGCCAAAGAAAACAGUUGCAGUUGCUGCCUUUUCAGGCUAUGUUACUGAUGAGGAAGUCAAGCAACAAGAAUUGAAAUUAAGAGAUGCCUUGAAAAAUGACUUGGAGUUUAGAAUUAAAGUGGGAGCAGAAGUGGAAGUUGCACAGUACAAUCCACCUUUCACACUUCCAUUUACUCGUCGAAAUGAAAUUGCUCUUAAAGUUGAAAGAAGGUAAAUUCUUGAUGGCUCUUCCGGGGUUCCUUGAAUGGAGUAGCAUAGAAUCUGCAGAACAAAUAGUGUAAAACUUGUUUGAUCCUGUGAAUAUGUAUACACAGAGUUGUAUUGUAAUAUAGUCCAUAUAGUUCUCUUCCUAUGAUCAAUUUACUAUACCUCCCAAACCGAAAAAGGAAAUUAGAAUUAUAAGAAUGUCUUACUCAUUUGAAUACUUAAAAGCUGUAUGAACUACAAUAAUAAAUUGUAAGCACCUUUUGGUGUCUAUUUUCUUGCUGAGGUUAA